CUCGUUCGAGAGAGUUAGCGAGGAACUGCAGCUGGCUUUAGGGAAGGAGCGGCAAAGGGAGUCUGAACUCCAGGAGAUACGAGAAGGCUACGAGAGACUCCUGGACAGGAAGGAGCAAGAGCUGACUGAAGUGUUGCUGAAGAUGGAAGUCUUAGGGAACAGCCUGGAGGAGACAGAAGUGAGGCUGAAUGAGAAGUUGAAGGUACUGUAUGUAGCUGCGGCUCUCCUCAGAAUGACCGCAGGCCCAACGUUGAUCACGCAGGAGAUGACCCGGAAAGCUUUAUGUCUGUGAUCCAGGUCCUGGAAACCAAGCUUUAUUUGACAGAGGAGAAGCUAAGGGAGAUCAUGCAAAGACUGGAGGAGCACCAGAGUCACAUCGGCUGCCAGGACCCCCACCUCUGCUCUCAGCUGACUCAGAGCCGAGCCACCGCUCAGCACCUCAGUCUGCAGCUGCACAGCCAGGCCAAGCAGAGCCGGCGCUUCGCCCAGGAGGCGGAGGGGCGCUGCAGGGUGUUGUCCGGCAGGUUUCAGAUCGCACUGAACAUCGUACAGGCCUGCAGAGGGAGGCUCCAAGCCGCUCCGGUUAACAUCACAGACUUCGACAAGCAACUCGCCGCAGCUGCUUCCUGCAUUCAGCAAGGAGAGAAGGAUGCUGAUCAACUGCAGCAGGAAUCACUUAACGCCAGCAAAGGAGGGGACAAGAUCCUCAGUGAUGAGACUUUAGCUGGAGCUGAGAACAACAGUGCUACGUUUACCUCAGAGGAGGACAUAGAAACAGUUGGAAAGUGUCUAACGAGGGAAGUGCUUUUAGUAGAUCAAAUGUUGUCCGUCCUGCAGAGUCAACCUACUGUUAUAUCUCUAACACCAAGAGAGGAGGAGGGGGAUUUGGCACACAGGUACAACAUAAUGAUAUCGCAAAGAAUAGCCUUAAAAAUGACUUAUUCUGGGAGAGCAGGAUGUGACAACAAGGACCCUAUAAAAAGGGCAAUAGGUAGAGUCUGUGCUGAAGCAGAGAUCAUUUAUGCUGCCCUGAAAUUUCAACUGCAACAUGAGAGCGUUACUCAAGAAAAGAAUCCAAAAGUUGAGCAUCAAAAGAAGAGUCUGGCAAAUGUGAAUCCCCCGGAGUUGGCUCCUUAUGAGGAGCAGCAGGUUCAGGGACAGCGAAAAGGUUCAGAAGGAGCCACACAGCCACCUGAAAGACAUCAACCUGGAAGAAAGGAAGAGAAAGAACCAGAGUGGUUAGAGAGACUUAUAUCUCGGCUGCAAAGGAGAGCUACAUUCUUACGCAAACUCUGCCAGGAAGUUUCCGAUGGCAGCGGAGUAGAGCGAGGCGUGGAUGAUAAGUGGGAAAAUGCUUCUGCAGCCGACCUCAGGUGGAUGAAGGAGCAGGCGAAGUUGAUUUAUCUGUCAGACAGACUGCACUCGGAUUUAGAGCGGCAGCGCAGCGAGGUGUUACAGGGCAAACUGCAAGCUCUGUGCCAAGAGCAGGGCAGCACAUUAAAGGAUGAGCAGGAGGCUUUUCCUCACACCUUAUGUCAGCUUCAGGAGGACAACAGCGCAUUACGAGAAACACUGGAGCAUGCUGAGCAGAAGAUCAUAUUUAUUGAGACUGGGAACCGGAGGCUGCUGGAAGACAUCGAGAAAAUCGAGGAAUAUCACGAGGAAAGGAUGAAGAAUCUGGAAAGUGGGUUUCAAGAGAAGAUCGGGGAGCUGCAACACAUCCACGAAGAGGAGAUGCAGAACUUGCAUGGCUACUACGUCAAGUCCUCCAAAGAGAAACAGAGCAACAUCUGCACAGAGUCAGAAGAGGAUUACCUGAAAGAAACACACGAGGCGACCUGUGAUCAGGGCUUCGCUGCUAUGGAGGAGAUGCACCGGCAGCUGAUCUCAGACCUGCAGAAGCAGCAUCAGACGGAGAUGGCAGCGCUGCUGAAGCAGAAAGACAGGCUGCUGCAGGAAGAGACCGCCGCCACCAUGGCAGCUAUUGUAGCGAUGAGAAGAGCCCAUAAAGUGGAGCUGGAGAAAAGCCGGCAGUCUCAGCACAUCAAGAAGAGCGCUGACAUCACUCAACUGCAAAAUGAAUAUGAGACAAAAUAUACGCCCAGAACAAGCUCAAGGCCCUCCAUACGACCAGCCUGGAUGAACCACACCAAGAUGUCACUUGGUCAAACCUUGGUCAGGACAGAGCCUCAAAGACAAUGGGACAAACACAAGUAAUGCUGCUUUUCUGAAGAAGAAAGAUAAAUCCUCCCUCACACGUCAGAUCAGAGGAGUCCGAUCAAAGAGUUUAAAAGAAGGUCUUUCUAUCCAAGAAAGAAUGAAGUUGUUUGACCACACUGGCUUUUCUAGAUGACCAUUUUUAAGAUUGAUAUAAAAUAUUAAAGGAAUCACAAAAAUAUAUAUUUUAUGUUGGUCCUAUUACAGUGCACAGUGUAACGUAUAGACCAUAGACUGUAUAUAUAAAUGGACGUAGGGUCCGUGACGUCACCCAUAGGAUUCUGCAGAGUUGCCGUGAAGCCCUUAGUAGGCGGAGUCGGCCACUAACGGCUCGACAGUGACGUCAGA
This is a messenger RNA of Gymnodraco acuticeps, 2565 nucleotides long. Its product is annotated as protein outspread-like. The transcript is spliced from 6 exons. Gene Ontology annotation, cellular component: actin cytoskeleton. NCBI's taxonomy places the organism in Eukaryota, Metazoa, Chordata, Actinopteri, Perciformes, Bathydraconidae. Gene Ontology annotation, molecular function: actin filament binding. Gene Ontology annotation, biological process: actin filament organization. The coding region runs from base 283 to 2217 and encodes 644 amino acids. The record is from RefSeq and is a predicted model, not a curated record.